This is a messenger RNA of Hyaloscypha bicolor E, 816 nucleotides long. Its product is annotated as NAD(P)-binding protein. The coding region runs from base 1 to 816 and encodes 271 amino acids. The record is from RefSeq and is a predicted model, not a curated record. NCBI's taxonomy places the organism in Eukaryota, Fungi, Ascomycota, Leotiomycetes, Helotiales, Hyaloscyphaceae. The transcript has 4 exons.
AUGGAAAUUGCGGGAAAUGCUUUGGUGGUCGGCGGAGGCAGCGGAAUUGGAAGGAGCAGUGCAGUACUCUUGGCUAAGGAGGGUGCAUCUGGUAUCAUGAUAGGAGAUCUGAACCUUGAUGCAGCCGCAGAAACGGUUACUGAGUGUCAGGCCGUUGCAACACACCCGCAUUUCCAAGCCAAAGCAGUUCUCGUAGACGUAACCAAUGAAGACUCUGUCCGCAACCUCUUUCGGGAAGCGGUUUCAGAAUUUGGCCGCGUCGAUUUCUGCGUCAAUUGCGCUGGCAUUGGUGCCCAGGAGGCCACCGAUAUCGCUGGUCUCUCAUUGGCCGAGUUUCAGCGUUUUCUUGAUAUCAAUUCCACUGGGACUUUUCUUGUCACACGGGAGGCCUCCAUAACCAUGCGUAUGCAAGAGCUAAGACCCCUAUCGAACGCCAGCCGUGGAUCGAUACGUGGUGCGAUCGUGAAUCUCGGUUCGGCAACAUCGUUGGUGGCUAGCCCUGGCGUGCUUCCAUACACAGCAUCAAAGCAUGCAGCCUUGGGUUUGACGAAGAAUAGUGCUCUCGAUAAUGCAUCUUAUGGUAUCAGGGUCAACUGCGUCUGCCCCUCAUGGACUGACACUCCCAUGGUCAGGCGGGCGAUAGAAGGGGUAGAAGGACUUGCAGAAUUCAUCCACAAAGCUGUUCCGCUUGGUCGCAUUGCGGUGCCUGAAGAAGUGGCUGAUGUUGUUGUCUUCCUAUGCAGCCCGAGGUCCAGCUACAUGACCGGGUGCGCUCUCAUCGUCGACGGUGGCACGACUUUGACGGCAUUGAGAUAG